UCACAAAAAAAAAAAAAGAUUUCUCAAACACACACUUCUUAUGCUUUCCUCUUUUAAUCACAGAGGUUAACUUUGUUUGUAGUAAUUAUCUUUUACAUUUUAGUCUGCUGACAUUCAGUUUAUGAUCAUGAAUUACUGAUUCAACUGCCUGUCAGGCAAUUACGUUAAUUUCCUGUCUAAGUUUCUCAAGGAAAUAAUCGACAUCAAUGAUAACCAGAUUCUUGGGUUAAGAGUAGACCUAAUGACUUAGACCUUUGGUUGAUCUUUACUUGCACUGCCAUUUUAGUCUUGUGGCAAAAACAAUAAAGGCUUACUUAGUGUUAUUGCUUUGAAAAUAAUGGAUCGCGAACCAGGCAUGUCAUUACAUGGUUUCUGUUGAUUGUUUAUUCUUGGAUAUGUUUCAAAUAUUGAAUUGUGUGUUUAUCUUUCAAGAUGCUCAGGAUAAAUGCAUGCUUAAAUUUGAUGAUUCUUUUAUUUAUUUUUCAAUUGUAUUAUCCAUCUAUUUGCUCUUGUUACUUAUUUUGCUAUUCAACUUUUGUUUUUGUCCAUUUGAAGGGUAUGUUAAGAGAUAUUACAAAGGGAGGGAGACAUGUACCCUUUGACAAAAGUGAGCCAAGAACUCCUGAUAUCAAGCUACCUACUGUUGCACCUGAGAGUUCUGACCAGAAGCAGUAUCAAGAGGAUAUGCGAGAAGCUGCUGAAAACUUUGUUGAUAAUUCUCCUGUUGGUAUUGGAAGUUCUUCAGCUGACAUUGAUGAAGAGCAGGAUAAUCUUGACGAACUUGCAAAUGCUUCUGGUACCGAGUUUGAGAUUCCUGCAAGCUUUGAUGAACAGAUUGGAAUUGAUUCACAUAUGGGUGCUGACUGGCCUGGGACAUGACAUACAUGGUUCCAAGUUGACACAGAGCAUGAAGAUUCCAUAUAAUAUUACCGUUACCUUAAAAUUUGUAAAGCGUCUGUCAAUAUAACCAAGACCUCACUUGUGUAUGUUAGGAGUUAGGACUUAGGAGGUAGGGGAUAUUUGUAUAUUAGUAUAUACUUUGGUUGAUACAAGUCAGAGAAAUUUCUCGAAUUUAGUUUUUCUUC
Nicotiana tabacum (common tobacco) is the source of this 1085-nucleotide messenger RNA. NCBI's taxonomy places the organism in Eukaryota, Viridiplantae, Streptophyta, Magnoliopsida, Solanales, Solanaceae. The record is from RefSeq and is a predicted model, not a curated record.